AAAAGCAGCUAAGAUAGACUAGUGAAUUUUCCCAGUCUUACCAACUCAGCCCUCGUAAACACACUGAAGUUGCACAAGCCCAAGAGGUUUAAGCUGAUGUUCUGUCAUUAACACUGUGAGGAUCAAAGGGGUGAUGUUUUACCCUCUCUGCUGACGUGUUAUCACACCGAAUACUCAGUAUCGUCAAACAAAUACUAGCGUGAGCGUGAAAAAACGCAAGUGAUUCAGGUGGGAUCGAACCCACAACCUCAAGACUAUUUGAUGCAAGAGCUGUUCUAGAAUACAUUUUGUAGUGAAUUGUAAACAUGGCGAUGUUUUCUUGGACUUCUGGUUCUGUUUUCUUUAUAAUAUUUCAACUUUUCGUUUGUCCUUCGAAAGCUCAACAUGAUAUAGUUUACAACAUAGAUGAGGAAGAGCCCGUGUUUUGUUUGGUAGGAAACCUUGUAGAAGAUUUAAGACUUCAGGUCAGUUCUGGCGCCUCCUUCAGUAUUUUAGAAGAAGUCGAUUCAGUUCCAUUUGCUGUCAACUAUGAUGGUGUAUUGUAUACAACAGAGGUAAUAGAUCGGGAGGUUGGCAAAUGUAGUGAAAAUCUCAACGACGACUGCCAAUUCGAUUUGAGAAUUUUGAUCACAGACGGCAGCAUGAUAAAAGUAAAAAGGGUGUUGAUUAAGCUUCACGACAUUAAUGAUCACAAUCCUAUAUUUCCAUAUACAGUCUAUCAUAUAGACGUUUCUGAAUCCGUAGCAGUUGGUACAGAAAUUCCAAUGGAAAGCGCUUGGGAUGCAGAUGUCGGUGUGAACGGCAUUCACACCUACAGCCUUGACAGUACAUACAAUGAUAUGUUCGGUGUUGUUAUGACAGUUACUCUCGAUGGGGCAAAGACUGUUCACCUAAAAAUCAAACAACCUCUUGAUAGAGAGACCAGGGUUCUGUACAUAAUAGUUCUUAGGGCGAGUGACAACGGAACUCCAAGAAGAGAAGGAACAGCACAUGUCUAUCUGAAUGUCGUCGAUUCUAAUGACAACUCCCCGCAAUUCACGCAAUCCGAGUACAGAAAAUCUGUGCCAGAGAAUGUGCCAGUUGGAUAUGAAAUCCUCAAUCUACACGCAGAAGACACUGAUGAAGGCAAUAAUGCACAAAUUGAAUAUACAUUUGGCAGCAGUGUUACUUCUAUUGUGAAAGAACAUUUUGAAAUUGACCCAGAUGAUGGCGUGAUACGCACAAUAAAGAAUCUAGACCACGAGAGAAACAGCGUGUUUGUAAUGAUAAUAGAAGCGAAGGAUAAAGGUCAGAAUUCAAUUUCUGGAUUUACUACCGUUACCAUAGAUGUUACAGAUGUGAACGACAAUGCUCCUGUUCUUGAGGUAAGCUAUUCAGCAGAUAUUUAUCGGGAAGGCAACACCAUACGGAUACCAGAAUCAAUCAAUGUGGGAUUCUUUAUUGGGCUUCUCUUGGCCUCUGACGCAGAUAGUGGUGAGAAUGGCCAAUUUGAUAUCACCAUCGAUGGAACACAUGGUCAUUUUAAGUUUAUACCAGACCCCUCUGCUCCAUUCGAUUUCGCUUUUACAGCAGGAUCUGAAAUAGACAGAGAAAAGAUACCUGAGUAUAAUUUGACCAUCAUUGCGCAAGACAGGGGGAACGAGAACAAUAGGAAAACCACUGUCCUUCAGAUAAAUAUCAUUGUGACGGACGUCAACGACUUCACACCAUAUUUCACAAGUCCAGUAAACAGAUUUGUAAUGCCCGAAAAUAAUGAUCUUGGCUACUCUGUUGACACCGUGAUUGCUAUUGACAACGAUGAAGGAUUAAAUGCGGAGAUCGUUUAUACACUUGAAGAAGCUGCCGGCUACUUCCGGAUAGAUCCUUUAAGUGGAGAAAUCACUGCCAUGCAAUCCAUAGACAGAGAAUCAAACGCGUCUCUCUCAUUUUAUGCUUCUGCUUGCGACAAGGGCACACCACAGCUUUGCAAUACAACGUUAGUCGUAGUGCAGAUUUUAGAUAAGAAUGACAAUCAGCCGUAUUUUCUCCAGGAAAAGUACAUCUUCGAAAUUGAAGCGAACGCAGCCGCAUUAACGUUGAUUGGUCAAGUCGCUGCAACGGAUGAAGAUGUAGGAAUGAAUAGAAAAUUGAGUUACUCUUUGUUAGAAUCUAGUGAAAAUUUUAUUAUUGAGCGCUUAACCGGACAAAUAUAUAGCAAAAGACAAUUUGACAAUGAGGAAAAGAAUAACUACAGAUUGACAGUGGUUGUAUCGGAUUCUGGCCUUCCAGCUAAAACUAAUUAUGUUAUUAUCGAAAUUCUCAUCAAAGACAUUAAUGAAAAUGCUCCAUUUACUGCUUUCCCAACACCAAUCAAUGACAUAUUUUUCAUUCCUGCAACUGCACCAUCCGAUUGUUCGGCAAACGAGUCCCUUUGCCUCCAAGGUAUGUAUGUCUAUGAAAAACAACGAGUGCACUUUUUAUAAGAACAUAUUUUAUAAAGUUUUGUCAAGAUUAUCAUUUUGUUUUUCAGAAAACAGUUGCAUGAACAUUUAUAGUCAUUUAUUUAUAGUCAUGUGAAUAUAUAUAGUCGUGAUGUGAUUUCAUCAUGACCAUAUUUAGACAUGUCACAUGUUUUUUGUCAAAUCAACUUUGAUUGUCCGGACAGGGCUUAAUAACGCGGCUAAAACAGUAACUGAAGAGCCCUAUUGCAAGAGUAGCCCAAGAGUAUCGUCGAGCCCUUGCCGCAUACAAAUGCAUACUUAAUGCCAUCCUCACCAAAAAUGAUCCUGUACGCGAAUCCAUUUGUGAAUAUUGUACAAUUUAUUUUUUUUUUAAAACUGUAAUCUAUAGUGCUAUACCCUGAAGGGCAUCAUCCUGGUUCUUAGUUCUAGUUUUGGGGCAAGAAUAUUGAGCAAUAAUACAUUAUUAUAAUACACUGGAUACAUCGUACUUUUAUUAAAUUAAUAUAUCCAAUGUAUACAUCUGUUUCCAUCGGCCAUUAUUAUUUCAGAAUCUAGGUUCGGAGACUAAAAUACGGUAUUAAUUACUUAAUGGAAGUAUAACGUAAAGUACCAAUAUAAAAAUAUGAUCAUUUGAAGAGCAAGAAACCAUCAACAAAAUAACAUUAAUAAUCAUGUGAUGCGUUUGAUUUUGGUAGGUCUUUACCGUUUUAAUUAUUUUGUCAGUUCUUGGUUUAUUGAAGGCAGAUAGACGACGGAUUUACAAGGUGAUACUAAUAGAGCACUCAAAUCGGGGUCUAUCCAGGUUUUUUUUUGGUUUUUUAGUUUUUUGGGGGUUUUUUGUGAAGGUGGGCGGGAAGGGAGGGUUGCAUUGUUUGAAUGAGUUUGAUUUUAUUGUGGUCAGAGAUCCUACCCGGAAUACAACAAUUACGACGAUGUAAUUAUGUUGACAAGGAGUGAUGGAGACACUAAACAUAGCGGCCAAGUGCCUUGAGAUUCCACCCACCACCAUAAUAUCGCCAUGGUUGGGGCAGAAAACGCAAAAGUGUCUUAAAAUAAAAAUAAUUAAAAAAAACCAAACAAACUUUAUCCACCUCCAAAAGAGUAAAGCGGUAAAGUCGUUACAUUAGAGAAAGGACAGUUUGAAUGGAUUUCAAACCUGUUUAUUUAUUAUUUUUAAGUUAUUAACAAUUUUAGAUUAUAAUAUGCAGUAAAUUAUUACUAUCAGUCCAGAUUUGUAUCUAUGCAUUGCUUAAUAGAUUUCCUAUAAAGUAGCGGAGUGCAAUUGUUUUUUCCCAUACAUUUAAGCCAGAAAGUAUAGAGAGCGCUAUUUUAGUACACUUAGGUGAACUGAUAUGAAUAUGCAUGAUUGACCCCUCGCAAAAGAGGUUGUUUUCAGUGGCUUAUCGAGUAAAAGCUGCAGUACUUACGCGAGGGUGAAGCUACGACGACGUAGGCUAAAACUCUAAAAUAGGUCUUGUUAGUCAAGACAGUUUGAAAAUUAAUGGACUGUUGUGAUAAUAUCUCUGUGACUAGACACAGUUUACGUACAGCAUGGUCUUUGAAAGUAUAAAAAACACAGUAAUAUUGAAUCUGGCUAGGCCUAUUUGAGAUGCGAUGUAGCAAUUGUAUUCCCCUAUUUAUACGAGUACUGAUUCUUAAGUUUCUCUUUAUUUUCACCUAAAAUACAUGACAUUAUUUUUCCAAGGUUCAAAAUAAUAAAUAUACAUACACAUAUCUAAAAGUUCAGAAAUGCACGGACGCAAUAAUUACGAGUACUUCGGACACAGUUAUUACUUACAAUGUUUCAAUUAAAAAUGUUAAGUAGAAAAAAAAAAAUCACUGUCUAUUAGCAGACAUGACCAUUUAUUGGCUAGUAAAGUUUAAAGAUUUUUUGGGUAGAAAUGUCUGUAAAUCAGGAAAUACACAUCGAUCUGUUUUUGAUCGUUGAAUGAGCAAUUCAAUUAUUUAAUUUCAAUGGUUUUUAAUGUUUUAUUGAUUUUGUCAAAACAGUCUGUCAUAUAAUCAGUGUAUAGAAUAUCGUCGGUUGGUAAAAUGAAUGAUUAUAAUAUCUGCAAGUACAUCUAAGUCUAUUACUUCGUAUUCAUAUUGAAUGUGAAUAAAAUGUUUUUUAAAAAUUGUCAUUGAAACUAUACUAAGAAUAGAGGGAUGUAACGAUUGGCGUCACGUGACCUAACUUGGUUGUUGAUAUUGUAACGGACCUGGUCCUUACAGGAUGACCACGAGGGCCCUGUGACUUCAGCAACACAAAUAAACUAAAUAGUAACGAACUAAAUUAUAAUUCUCUUUUGAGUUCAACUCUUUAUUCAGUACCUCAGAUUCAGUAAAUAAUUACAACUAGUCUUACGGAUCAGCCGCUUUACUACUGGUAGUCAAUGCAACCGUCCAAGACGAAUUCUCAAACAUUAAUCCUUCCCCUCUGCCUAACUGUAAGUAGUUAAUUUGCAUAUCUUGGCC
This is a messenger RNA of Anneissia japonica, 4916 nucleotides long. Its product is annotated as protocadherin-18-like. Gene Ontology annotation, cellular component: plasma membrane. Lineage: Eukaryota; Metazoa; Echinodermata; Crinoidea; Comatulida; Comatulidae. The coding region runs from base 306 to 2462 and encodes 718 amino acids. Gene Ontology annotation, molecular function: calcium ion binding. Gene Ontology annotation, biological process: homophilic cell-cell adhesion. The transcript is spliced from 3 exons. The record is from RefSeq and is a predicted model, not a curated record.